CGGAUGGGACGAAAAUUGAUGAUAAACCAGCAGGGGAGGGGCUUAAGACGGCAAGGUUUUAGAUAAUACCACACUAUAAAUACUUAAAAUGCAAGGCACACUUUUAUUAUUUACAUUUAAAUUUUGUUAAAUUGCUUUGGAAACGAGGCUGUCAACAGACACUGCACGCGACAGGCACGCGACUGACGUAAUUCUUUAGGUUUAUAUUUGCAAACACAGACUUGCAGACGAUAUUUGGCAUCGUCUUUAAGGAAACAAAGUCCUUUAACUUUUCAGUCUUUAAUGGAUCUUUCGUCUGCUCACUUCACUAAUGAACAUAAAAUGAAAGAGGAAUAUCAUUUUCAGCCUGAAUUGCAGAAUAUGCCAUCUUGCAUGUUUGACCAAGCCUCUCAAAUGGGGGUCAUCACAUCGAGUGGUCAGAGCACAAGGUCAAAACUGUUUCGAUUCCAUGUGGCUAAAGAGAACGCAGCAAUCGGUGGUUGCCGAAGACGGCUUGACUUUAACCAAAGUUGUCCGACAAAUAUUUAUGGUUUAAAACCCGGACAACAAAUAACAGUUGCGCGGCGAAAUGAACGCGAAAGAAAUCGUGUUAAACUGAUAAACAUGACCUUUGCGACAUUACGGGAACAUUUACCGUUUGAACCGGAAAAUACAAAAAAUAAAAAAAUGAGUAAAGUGGAUACACUGAAAGCCGCCAUUGAUUACAUCAAAUACCUCCAGGAGCUUGUUGAUAAUCACGAUGCAGUAAACGCUGUACUAAAUGAAGCCUGUUCUAUAGACGCUAUGCAAUUUGACUUGAGAACUUGUCCAACAAAUUCACCUGAAAAAUCACCAACGGGAACUGUUAUGACGUCAGAAGUGACGUUCGAUGGAUUAAGUGCUGAAGAUGAAGAAUUACUCGACUUUGCAAAUUGGUUUUGAAACAAUAGAAAAGCAGGUGAAACUAUAUUCAGUGCGAUGAUAAGAGCAAAACCCACCUGUCUUACCUGAAAAAAAAAACUGACAUGAAAUUCAUCUAGUCAAAUGCUAGAACACGGGUUUCUGUUUUUAAAGAAGAAGAAACAAAGUAGACACGAAAAAGGAAAAAAUCAACCGCCUUGCCGAAUUAUACGUUGACCACGCCUUAUCUACCGAAGAACACGCCCAUUCGUUACGUCACCAUUACAGGUGAUACGUUUCUA
Molecule: messenger RNA, 1181 nt
Organism: Ruditapes philippinarum (Manila clam)
Lineage: Eukaryota; Metazoa; Mollusca; Bivalvia; Venerida; Veneridae
Product: achaete-scute homolog 1-like
Exons: 2
Coding region: 283-921 (212 amino acids)
Biological process (GO): developmental process; regulation of transcription by RNA polymerase II
Molecular function (GO): DNA-binding transcription factor activity, RNA polymerase II-specific; protein dimerization activity; RNA polymerase II transcription regulatory region sequence-specific DNA binding
Source: RefSeq, a predicted model, not a curated record